AUGUCUGCCGACCUUGCCUGGGAGCACCAGUUCUGCCUGGCCUGCGACAGGCAAACAGAGGGCACAACCUACUGCUCCGAGUCCUGCCGCCUUUCCGACUUUGAGAAGUGCUCGCCUUCCCCAUACUCGGCCUCCACUCCCAUCUGGUCUUCAAAGUCGCAGUCCAAGGUCUACCUCGCGCCUAGCUUUGACUACACCAACGGUCAGGCCGCCGCCAGGCAAUCACAAACCUCGUCAACCCACGUGCUGUCGCCCUCAAGCUCCCACAGCAGCCUCUGCUCUUUGCAGAGCAUGUCCUCAACCUCGAGCGACUUGAACAACUUGUCAGACAAGGCGAGGAAACAGCUCCGGGACUACGCGAGCUCGUUUGAGCACUCUCGCGUCCAACGCCGCCGCUCAUACUAG
Molecule: messenger RNA, 405 nt
Organism: Microdochium trichocladiopsis
Lineage: Eukaryota; Fungi; Ascomycota; Sordariomycetes; Xylariales; Microdochiaceae
Exons: 1
Coding region: 1-405 (134 amino acids)
Source: RefSeq, a predicted model, not a curated record